CAUGAUAAAAUUUUCCUUAUAUCUAAUUGUCCCCUCACCACAUAUUGUAUCCAACAUGUCAUCUAAUUUUUCUCAUUUUUUAUUUUGUUUCGUCCAUUGGACUUCUGGAUAAAAUUACCAGUAUUCAUAAAAAUCUUAGUACAGAAUCUUGAAAAAAAAAAAGGAGGAAGCAUAUAGAAAGCAUGAAAAGAUAGAGAAAGGGACACAUGGAGAUUCGAGUAGCACAACAAAAAUGGAAACUGUACAAUAAUGGAAACUUGUGGAAAUAUUGGAUUAGGGCUCAAAAAGAAGAAGAAAAUGGGGAGAAGGAAGUUGGAAAUUAAGAAAAUUCAAGACAAAAAUUGUAGGCAAGUUACUUUCUGUAAACGCAGAAAAGGUCUAAUGAAGAAAGCCAAUGAACUCUCAAUUCUCUGUGAUGUUGAUGUUGGAGUUGUUAUAAUCUCCAACAAAGGUACUGGCAGACUCCAUGAAUUCUCCAACACCAACAGUGUGACAGGGAUCCUUCAACGAUAUGAAAGCCACAUCAAAGAAGAAAAAGAGAUCUCUGGAGAGCACUCUAAAUACUCAAGCAUGAAAAUUGGAGAACUGCUACAAACAACAGAAAGGCAAUUCGAGGAAACUAAUGCUGAUGGUUUCGCUGUGACCGACCUUGUCCAUUUGGAGAACGAACUUCAAACUGCUCUAAUACAAAUCAGAUCUACAAAGACAUAUUUGAUGCUUGAAUCGGUUAAGGGUCUUCAUGAGCAGGAAAAACUGCUGCAAGAGGAAAAGAAACUUCUGAAGAACAAUCUAAGAGCUCGGAUGAAGAAAAACAGAAAAGUGAAUGGGAUGUCGGACCUUCCACCACAAAGGGUGACCCUGAAUUUUCUCUAGUGAUACUAUUAUCAGCGUAUUUGUCAAUUACCCUUGCUGUGGCUCCAGGUGAAUAACCUGCAAAGGACAUGCGGUUCCUGUAUUUAGUGUCAGUUUCUACAUGAAAUAAGCAGGGACUUCAGUCAUGAUUAGCAAUAAUACUGAGUGGUUUCAGUAGAAACUAGUUGUUCAUGGCCGCAAGAGCGGUACCAAAUUCAGACUCAACUCUGAGUACUAGAUAUAACUUUAAAAUAACAAGGGGACAAGAUCAGCUGUCCCUGUGACCAUGUAUAAUUAAUUAGUAUGAUGUUGUAAUUGUGUUUUCGUUCUUAUUUUCAUUUCUCUCGGAUGAUGAUUGAUUUGUUUCUGUACUUGACAGAAACGAUAGGGCAAUCAAGUAUUGAAAGUGCCAUCACUCUUGAGAAAUACUUUACACUGUAUAUGAGUAUGAUAUAGCUAUUUCACAUAGUUCUAAAUGCUUGUGCUACGA
Molecule: messenger RNA, 1342 nt
Organism: Capsicum annuum
Lineage: Eukaryota; Viridiplantae; Streptophyta; Magnoliopsida; Solanales; Solanaceae
Product: agamous-like MADS-box protein AGL70
Exons: 7
Coding region: 250-873 (207 amino acids)
Biological process (GO): regulation of transcription by RNA polymerase II
Cellular component (GO): nucleus
Molecular function (GO): protein dimerization activity; DNA-binding transcription factor activity, RNA polymerase II-specific; RNA polymerase II cis-regulatory region sequence-specific DNA binding
Source: RefSeq, a predicted model, not a curated record